AUGAAGUUCAAAGAAGGGAAUUUGGUGGAGGUUUUAAGAAGAGAACAUGAGCCAUGUGGCUCAUGGUUUCCUGGCAGUGUAGUUUCAGCCCGUGGCAAUUAUUGUAAAAUUAGGUAUGAAUCAUUUUCAGACAACAAGGGGGAGCCAGUCAUGGAGAAGGUGCAUAAGGAGGAUGUCAGGCCUCAGCCUCCUCAUAAACAGAGGAAAAGAUGGAUGGUUGGUGAUGUUGCUGAGAUAUUUGAUUUUCAAUGUUGGAGAGAAGGAAAAAUUGCAAAGGUGUUGAAGAAUAACCUUUUUGUUGUGAGACUGUUCGGAUCCAUUCAACUUAAAGAAUUUCACGAAUCAAAUAUAAGGAUUCAGCAGGCUUGGCAUAACAAUAAUUGGUCGGUGAUAGGAAAGGUUGCUCAAAAUAAAGAAUAUACCAAAAAUUGUACCAAAAAGAGGUCGAAGUAUUCUGGUAGCUUCAUGCGAAGGGCUCCAGUACCAGUGGUGAGCAAAUAUUCAUGCUUACGAGAGAAAGAUGGACAGAAACACCUCAAGGAUGGGCACAAUAACGUCAAAAUGGGUCUCUAUCAGCCCCAUCUUGAGAGAUCUUCCAAGGACCUGGUUUCUUGUGUGGGAGGAUGCCACAAGCAACUUGUAAGGAAUCUUCCUUCGUUUAAGAGGAAAGAUAGCAUAUCUUCUGAAAAAUUAAGAGCGGAUGAGAAAUCUAAGGGAUCUGGUGAGAUGAAUACCAAUGUGGUAAAAGCAACUGCUAAGUGUUUAUUUACUUCUUCCAGGCCUCUUUUGACUGAAGAUAGCAACCAAAGUUCUGUUGCUAGCUGUAGUUCUACAGGCGUUGCCAACUCCUUCAAUCAUAAUUUCCAGACACCAUUGGAUAACACAUCCCAUAACUCAGAUGCCGAGUCAUCAUUUCUUUCCUUCUCUGUCUUCAAGCAUUUAACUCCUCAUUUUGAACAAAAGCUAGAAGCUGAAAUCCAUGAACUAGAGUUUCAUGCUUAUAGGUCAACUGUGCAAGCAUUGCAUGCUUCAGGUCCUUUAAGUUGGGAGCAAGAGUCACUUCUAACAAAUCUUCGCCUAUCCCUUCACAUUUCAGACGAGGAACACCUUCUCCAUCUGAGGCAACUAUUGUCCUCUCAAGUUUUGUAA
Messenger RNA from Dovyalis caffra, 1149 nucleotides. The record is from the annotation of a GenBank genome assembly. NCBI's taxonomy places the organism in Eukaryota, Viridiplantae, Streptophyta, Magnoliopsida, Malpighiales, Salicaceae.